AUGACUGUGUGGACUCUCACCACUAUGAUUGUUGGAAUUUAUAGUAUUAUACAUCAUUACCCAAGUAUAUUUAAGGCAAUAAUACCGCACUACAUCUUCCGCUUCUUCUGGAAAAAUGGAAUUGAAGGUUGGCUGUUGCUUGGAGGUACUGUGCUUUGCAUCACAGGUUCCGAAGGAUUGUUUGCUGAUCUAGAUCAUUUCAACAAGAGUUCCAUUCAGGAGGUGUACUUAACCUUCUAUCCAUUGGAUUUCCAUAUGUCCGUUGUUUUUGCAGUGACGGCUUACCCGAUCAGAAACCCAAAUGAUCAUGAUGAUGGGUUUCACAAUUUCAUACCGAAGACAGUUUAUUGGCCUAUCUUUAUCACAGCCAUAUUGGCAGCGAUAGUUGCAAGUCAGUCACUGAUUUCAGCCACUUUUUCUAGAAAGAUGGAGUGUGAGUUUACCCGUAAGUUAGAUUUACACAGACUAGAAGUGCUGUUAUCUGAGACAGAUGUUCAGAGAGUUCCUGGGCUUGGCAUCUUCUAUGACAAUGUACAAGAUGGGCUUACCCCAGUUAUUGGUCAUUAUAUAAAAACCAUGAGAUCUCUUCACAAGGUUACUAUUUUUAUGACACUUCAAUACUUGUUGGUUCCUAAGGUUGUCCCACAUGAGAAGAUUGUUGUCCAGAAACUGGGCCUCAAAGGUGCACCAAGAGGUGGACGUGGCCCCAGUUUAGGUUCUAGAUCUGAAGCAUUCCAUGUUGGGACAGACUCUGGAUUUGUUAUCAAGAUGAACAAAUUCUUUAGAUUGGCCUAG
Messenger RNA from Ilex paraguariensis (yerba mate), 795 nucleotides. The record is from the annotation of a GenBank genome assembly. NCBI's taxonomy places the organism in Eukaryota, Viridiplantae, Streptophyta, Magnoliopsida, Aquifoliales, Aquifoliaceae.